AUGGAAGGUGGUGGAGCUGUUUAAUAAGUUGUCGUGAUUGAUAAGAUAUAAAUAUUAUUGAAUAAGAUUUCUGCAUAUAACAAUUUAGCAGAGAGCAAGGGAAAAGGAAUUUGUCCAAAUAUUUUUAUAAGGCAGCAAGAUAUAAUGGAGAAAUUAUUGAUUCUGCAAAGCAUGGGAGUGAAUGACGAGAUAUUUGUGAUGGGGUUUAUUUUGGUCGAUCGACUGACAACAAUGAACGAGUUUUAUCUCAACCGAAGAAAUAUUUACAAGUAUCUACUAACAAUUAUGUUUGGAAAGCCUUCUUAUGACAGCCUUGAUUCUGUGUCUGAAGAUGUAUGA
Paramecium tetraurelia is the source of this 339-nucleotide messenger RNA. RefSeq lists its product as uncharacterized. The transcript has 2 exons. The record is from RefSeq and is a predicted model, not a curated record. Lineage: Eukaryota; Ciliophora; Oligohymenophorea; Peniculida; Parameciidae.